UCUUAGACGUCAAUGACAUCGCGCCUGCCGUCAACAACAGGUGUCCCCAAAAAGACGGAACAAGAGUCCAGCAAGGUCUCCACGAUCUCCAAAACAAACAUUCCGAGAAGCUGUCCAAGCAAGCGCCCUCUUCCGAAAUGCCAAAGAAGUCAGCGGGUCCGGUUUACUAAACGAGGGGGCCCGCUCUCAAGUUUCCUGGACUUGAAGGCCCCAGGUAAAUUUAGUCAGUUGCACUUGCAGUUCUGCUGGUCAGAUUCAUUGAGGCCACUACAGAGUGAGGAUCACUGGACAGGACUCGGGGGGGACACAUUUGUGGACACGUACUAUGGAAUCAUGACAUCGGCAGAGGAGUGCGAAGAGGUGGAAGAGGCAGUCGAUGAUGCUACUGACAGAACAUGGAGCUGGACCCGUCAGACCAUGAACUACGUGGGCCAGUUGGCGGGUCAGGUCUUCGUGCAGGUCAAGGAGCUGUACCGAGGCCUGAACCCGGCCACGCUGUCGGGCUGCAUCGACGUCAUCGUGGUGCGGCGCCCCGACGGCUCGCUGCACUGCUCGCCCUUCCACGUCCGCUUCGGCAAGAUGGGCGUCCUGCGUUCAAGAGAGAAAGUGGUGGACAUGGAGAUUAACGGAGAGCCAGUGGAUCUACAUAUGAAGCUCGGAGACAACGGAGAGGCCUUCUUUGUCCAGGAAAUGGAAAAUAAUCAGGAAGUGGUUCCUGCCUACCUGGCCACCUCCCCCAUCCCGUCAGACGGGCUGGUUCUGAUGAGCUCCUCGCUGAUGGGGAAGAGCCCGGGGACUCCCGUGCAGACCUUGGGCUCCGUGGGGAGCAGCGGAGAGACCGGCACGGCGGCCACCAUGAUGAUGAAGAAGCGAAGGAAGAGGAGGAGGAAAGCUCGGACGGACAGCCUGAAGAAGGAGGAGAGUGGCGACGACUACUCAGAGGACGAGGACAUGUUCACCAUGGACAUCAGCUCUGAUGAGGAAAUGGAGAGCAACAGGCCUCCUCCCCGAGAAGCGGCAGGGGCUCUUUCAAAACAAGCAACCGUCUACGCUCACUCGGACGGCGACUGGAGCCCCCUCCAGAGCCCCGGGAACUCCCGUCCCGCAUCCCCCAAAAGCGACUCUGAGAUCAUGAGGAAGCCGUCCGAGGCGGGCAAUCAGGAUUCGGCCAUGCAUUGGGCGUGGGGGGAGCUGCCGCAGGCCGCCACCCCGUCCUUCCUCCCGACGAAACCCGAGCCGCCGCCGAUCGCUCCCGUGCCCAUCCCGCUAUCGGAGAGCGCUCACUUCUGUGCGAUACGAACCGUCGGCACGUCGACGGACUCGCCCUCGGCAGAGGACGCGACGGGCCAGCCGGCGGGGAAGAAUGACUCCCCAUCCAAGAAAAAAGACAGACGGAGCCGUCACCUGGGCGCCGAUGGAGUUUACCUGGAUGACCUCACGCAGCUGGAGCCGGAAGUGGCCGCCUUGUAUUUCCCAAAGAGCGACGGCGGGGCGGCGCCGAGGAGCGGCGAGGAGCCGGGUGUUCGCAGCCACUCCCCGCAGUCGCUGAGCUCCGGGGGCGACAGCGGCGUGGACGGAUACGGCGACCCGAUGGGCGACCUGCCCUCCUUCGCCAUCUCGCUGUGCGGCGGCCUCAACGAGGAGAUCGGAUCAGAACAGUUCCACGCCAAGAUCAUCUCGUACCAGCAGUUUGUUCAGAACCCGUCCGUCAUCGACGACCCCAACCUGGUGGUGAAAAUCGGCUCCAAAUACUAUAAUUGGAGCAGCGCUGCUCCCAUCAUGCUGGCGAUGCAGGCCUUCCACAAGCCGCUGCCAAAGGCUGCCGUGGAAAACAUCAUGAAGGAGAAAAUGCCCAAGAAAGGAGGGAGGUGGUGGUUCUCCUGGAGAGGCCGCAACAGCAAAUCGGACUCCAUCUCGGAACGGGGCGCCAGCGGCUCAGAUCAACUCGGGCCGUCGGCCGCGGGCCGGCAUAAAGAGGAGUCAUCGUCCAGCGACGAAGACCACCGGGUGGCCAGGCAGAGCCCGGCCGCCGUCCAGUCGGAGGCCGGGACGGUCGCGGGAACCGUGUCGUACAAGAAGACGCUCAGACUCACCUCGGAGCAGCUGAUGUCGCUGCAGCUGCGUGACGGGGCCAACGAGGCGGUGUUCAGCGUCACCACUCAAUACCAGGGCACGUGUCGCUGCCAGGGAACCAUCUACCUCUGGAACUGGGAUGACAAGAUCAUCAUUUCCGACAUAGACGGGACCAUCACAAGGUCGGACACGCUGGGCCACAUCCUGCCCACCUUGGGGAAGGACUGGACUCACCAGGGCAUCGCGCAGCUCUACCAUAAAGUCAGCCAGAACGGCUACAAGAUCCUGUACUGCUCGGCCCGAGCUAUCGGCAUGGCCGACAUGACGCGGGGCUACCUGCACUGGGUCAACGAGAGGGGCACCAUGCUGCCCGUGGGGCCCGUCUUGCUCAGCCCCAGCAGCCUCUUCUCAGCUCUGCACAGGGAAGUGAUCGAGAAGAAGCCGGAGAAGUUCAAGGUGGAAUGUCUGACCGAUAUCAGGAACCUCUUUUACCCCAACACGCAACCUUUCUACGCAGCCUUCGGCAACCGGCCGACGGAUGUGUUUUCCUACAAAGAAGUCGGGGUUCCGCUGAAGCGGAUUUUCACGGUGAACCCCAAAGGGGAGCUGGUGCAGGAACACGCCAAGACCAACAUCUCGUCGUACGUCCGUCUGGGGGAGGUGGUGGACCACGUGUUCCCCCUCAAGGCCCGAGCCUCGUCCUCGGACUUCCCCUGCUCGGACACCUACAGCCACUUCACCUACUGGAGGGAGCAGCUCCCCCAGGUGGCUCGCCAGGGAACCACACCCCCUCAGACGCCCGUCCCCGCCCCGGCAGCCGACUCCUUUUAGCAGCGUGAUGCAUUCAAAUGCACUUUGUGACUGAAUCAUUUAUUCAGGGCAGCUUAUUGAUUUGGAGGGAGCCUUUAUAUUUUUAGUAGAGGAGCUCAACUCGGUGCCAAAUAUAUACCUUUAUUUUCUUACACGCGUGACGAGUUAGUCCAUCCAAAUGCAUUUUACUGCACAAAUUUCCUUUUGUUAAUUUGGUUUUGAUGCAUUUCUUUGUCCCCUGAUGCGUAAAAAAUAAUCAUCUGUCUAUAACUGCAAUCAAAAGUCACGUGGAAAAAAAGUUAGAAAGGGAAUUUGACAGUAUUUCUUGCGUCGCGGCAAACCAAAUGUUACUUUGACGAUCGUGAUGUAUCGCUUUUGAUGGUGCUUGGAAACGCGUCCUAUUCUUUCUAUGAAAGAGCUGGAAUUUUAUCCUCUGUGUAGACCACAUUCACUGUUAAGGUCAAAUAAAUGCUCUUGUAGAAUU
This is a messenger RNA of Syngnathus typhle (broad-nosed pipefish), 3367 nucleotides long. It is a transcript of the gene lpin1b, whose product is annotated as lipin 1b. Gene Ontology annotation, biological process: cellular response to insulin stimulus; positive regulation of transcription by RNA polymerase II; fatty acid catabolic process. The record is from RefSeq and is a predicted model, not a curated record. Lineage: Eukaryota; Metazoa; Chordata; Actinopteri; Syngnathiformes; Syngnathidae. Gene Ontology annotation, molecular function: transcription coactivator activity; phosphatidate phosphatase activity. Bases 13 to 2904 code for a protein of 963 amino acids. Gene Ontology annotation, cellular component: nucleus; mitochondrial outer membrane. The transcript is spliced from 18 exons.